Caenorhabditis bovis is the source of this 2463-nucleotide messenger RNA. The record is from the annotation of a GenBank genome assembly. Lineage: Eukaryota; Metazoa; Nematoda; Chromadorea; Rhabditida; Rhabditidae.
AUGCAAAAUGCAUGUCGGAUAAGUUUAAUAUGUCUAUUGGUUGUCGUGCAAACCGCUCACCUCUAUUCGCUUCGAGACCAUUUCGAGGACACUCUCGCCGACGAUGAUGUGCACGCGGUGAACCGCAAAAAGCGGAUGAUGUCCGACGAAGACAAACAGAUCGUCGACUAUUACAUGGACAAAUUGAAUGAAUUGGCUGAUGAGAAACAUCCGCAGACAAUAGAAACGCCGUUUGCGACAAAUUCGAAAAUUGCCCGAGAAUGGCUGCAACAGCGUCGGCGGGAUAAUGUGUUGAAUCCCGAGGAAGGCGGAAAAUAUUUUCAAGGAGAUAUCGUGCUGUUUCCUGAACAAGCAAAAGCUUUAUAUGAGAGAGCGGUGAUUGAAGGAAAAUCUCGAGUGAAAAGAAAGUUCAUUGGAUCAAAUCUUCGUCGUUGGGAUGCUUCGAGACCAAUUAUCUAUUCAUUUGAUGGAUCUCACACUCAAAGGGAGCAACGAAUAAUCGAGCUUGCUCUUGAGCACUGGCACAAUAUCACUUGUCUCAAUUUCCAACGCAACGACAAUGCCGUCAGCGGAAACAGAAUUGUAUUCACCGAUGUCGAUGGAUGCGCGAGCAACGUGGGCAGACAUCCAUUGGGUGAGGAGCAGCUUGUCUCGCUUGCUCCCGAGUGUAUUCGACUGGGUGUGAUUGCACACGAGGUAGCUCACGCUCUCGGGUUUUGGCACGAACAAUCGCGACCAGAUCGAGAUCAAUACGUGACUGUCCGUUGGGAGAACAUUGAUAAGGAUUCGAAAGGACAGUUCCUCAAGGAGGAUCCUGAUGAUGUCGACAAUGCCGGAGUACCUUAUGAUUACGGUAGCAUCAUGCAUUACAGAUCAAAAGCAUUUUCCAAAUUCGAUGAUUUGUAUACGAUCAGUACUUUUGUUACCGACUACCAGAAAACUAUAGGUCAACGCGAUCAGCUCUCCUUCAAUGACAUACGCCUUAUGAACAAAAUCUAUUGUGGAGGUGUGUGUCCGAACAAAUUGCCGUGCCAAAGAGGUGGCUACACGGAUCCGAGAAGAUGCGACCGCUGUCGAUGCCCCGAUGGAUUCACCGGACAAUUGUGCGAGCAGGUGAUGCCCGGAUAUGGAUCGACGUGCGGUGGAAUGAUCCGAUUGACACGAUCGACAACACGCAUCUCGUCGCCAGGAUAUCCGCGCGAGUUCAAGGAGGGCCAAGAAUGCUCGUGGCUGCUCGUUGCACCUCCCGGUCACAUCGUCGAGUUCCAGUUCAUCGGAGAAUUCGAAAUGUAUUGCAAGGUUCGGCAUUCAUUGUGCAUGGACUAUGUCGAGGUUCGCAACUCGACAGACUUCGCCAACACCGGAAUGAGAUAUUGCUGCUACGGAACGCCACCAACUCGGAUUCGCUCAGCGACCACCGAUAUGGUUGUGUUGUUCCGAAGCUUCUAUCGCGGCGGCAAAGGAUUCGAGGCGCGCGCGCGAGCAGUUCCAGAGGCGGGUAGCUGGAAUGCGUGGAGUCCAUGGACGGCGUGCAGCGCCUCGUGUGGUGCAUGCGGAAGUCGAAUGCGAACCCGCACGUGUCCCCCCGGAAAUGCAUGCGCCGGGGAACCAGUAGAAACGCAGGUUUGCAAUACACAAGCAUGUACGGGUAUGUGCGCGCAGAAGCGGGAAGAGGAAGGACAAUGUGGAGGAUUCCUUUCCCUUUUGCGAGGCGUCCGUUGUAGGCAGGAAAAGACAGUCAUGGCACCUUGCGAAAAUGCGUGCUGCCCAGGUUUUACAUUGUCACGUGGACGCUGUGUUAGUGGGUACAAAAUGGUUGGAAAGAGAAACCUCCCAGUCAUCAGCAGAAACUUCGACCUCUCCCCCGGAGUGUCUCGCUUCUCAACUGCUCGUCUUCGUUUGAAGCGCAACCAAAAGAAGCCACUUGUUCAGAAGCCAAAAAGCGAGAAAUCCCUUUCGCUUCAACGCGAUGGACAGAAGUUCAAACUUGGACACGCCAAGAGAGUUCCACUCCGCAAGUCUUUGACACCAGGAACAGUUCUCAUUGUCUUGGCUGGACGUCAUAAGGGAAAGAGAGUUGUGUUCCUUAAGCAGCUCGAGAAGUCUGGACUCCUCCUUGUUACUGGACCACACAAGAUCAACGGAUUCCCACUUAGAAGAAUCGCUCAGGCAUUCGUUAUCGCCACUUCCUUGAAAAUCGACGUCUCUGGAGUCAAAAUCCCAGAUCACAUCAAUGACGAUUACUUCAAGAAGAGAACUCAGAGCACCAAGGGAAAGGAUAUUUUUGCCCAAGGAAAGACCGAAUACACCGUCACCGAGCAGAGAAAGAAGGAUAUCAAGACCGUUGAUACCCCAAUCCUUGCCGCUAUCAAAAAGAACCCAGACCACAAGUUCUUGUUCGGAUACCUCGGAACCAGAUUCUCCUUGGGAAAGAACCAAUAUCCACACAACAUGAAGUUCUAA